Molecule: messenger RNA, 854 nt
Organism: Cylas formicarius (sweet potato weevil)
Lineage: Eukaryota; Metazoa; Arthropoda; Insecta; Coleoptera; Brentidae
Product: gem-associated protein 2
Exons: 3
Coding region: 41-733 (230 amino acids)
Biological process (GO): spliceosomal complex assembly; spliceosomal snRNP assembly
Cellular component (GO): spliceosomal complex; nucleus; SMN complex
Source: RefSeq, a predicted model, not a curated record
UUAAUCUUAAACAACAAACUACAAAAUACAUGUUAAAACAAUGAGCGAUUCAGAUUCUAGUACUGAAAAUAUUGGCAUUUUGAAAAAGGCUUUAGACGUUACUUUGCCUGAAGAUUUUAAUCCUAACUCGGUUCCUACUAAUGGAGAGGAAUAUUUACAUCAUGUUAUCUAUGAGAGGACCAGACAUAAAAAGUGUGUGAAAGCGGAUAAAGAUUUUAGCGCAUUUAAGAAGAAUCAAACAAUCCAUGUUACUGAUGAAAACCACAUUCAGAAAUCAUUAGAUAAGUUUUAUCCUACUGCUGAAUGGGAAGAAAGAGUAUUAAAGGAUUUUAUCCAAGUGAGACAAUUUAUUGAAAAACAUUUACCCAGUCAACCCAUAAAAUGCAACUUCAGCAAUGAAUUACUUGACAAAACUCCCCCAUUAUUUUCUGAAAUAAGUACUUACUCCCAAAGUGGUAAAUUAAUUAUGCUCCAGCAAUUAAGUAGAAGCUUAGAUCAUUUUGAUCCAGACGUUGGAAUAAGUGAUAAUAUAGGAGCAAGGGUAUAUGCAAUUUUGGCUUUAUUAGGUGUGCCUUUGAGUCCUGACUCUUGUUACAACUUAAGGGAGUUUGCCAAGAAAUGUGCAAAUGUUAGAGCAAAAUUGAAUAGUGAAACAAAAGAACAAAUUUAUGCUCCAUUAAAUCUAUUUAUUUGUAUAAUUACUAAACAUUUUGCUCAGUGUGAUUUAGCUUAAUGUUCUUACUAUUGAAAUAUAGACAUUGUUAAUAUAUUAGGUUAUAGUUGCAAAGAAAAUAUUUUUAAAAAAAUCCUGUCACUGAUAUUGAAUCGCAUUAUAUUUAGAACUAUAAAAAUAU